Molecule: messenger RNA, 2289 nt
Organism: Naegleria gruberi
Lineage: Eukaryota; Heterolobosea; Eutetramitea; Acrasida; Naegleriidae
Exons: 3
Coding region: 1-2289 (762 amino acids)
Source: RefSeq, a predicted model, not a curated record
AUGAUUGAAUUGAUUCUAUCUGCUUGCAUUGGUGCUGUGUUAUGUUUGGCUUUUGUUUAUUUUAAACAGUAUAACAGGACUGACAAUGUAAAAGAGUUCAACAACAUUCAAAAGUACUCUUUAUACACUCCUAAGCACUACAAAGUUGAACUAGAUCAAGAUUCCAUUCAAUUAAUGAAAGAUAACUCCUUUGGCAUUCUCCUCACCUGGAAAGGAUCUGAAUUACACACUUCUCAUGUUCCCUUCUUGGUAGACGAAACGAAUCCAAACUCUCUCAAGUUGCAUUUCCAUUUAGCCAAGCAAAAUCCUCAUUGCAUGGCUUUGGAAGAAUUUGCUAAAAAAUCCUCAACUUCUAAUGGAUGGAAUUGCAAGGUUAUCUUUGUGGGACCACAUUUCUAUAUUUCACCAAAAUGGUUUUUGGGAGGAUUGGAAGGUCAAAAGAAGAAAGUCCCAACUUGGAAUUUCACAGCAGUUCAUGCCCAUUGUGAUUCAUGCCAAGUUUAUGAUUCACCAGAUGAAAAGCAUAAGAUUGUUAGUGAUUUGACAGUUUUCAAUGAGGAUUGGUUGAUGGAGCAUUUCAGAAAUCCAGUGAAGGAAUUGGACGAUUACAAGUAUGAUUUCUCAAAGACUGAUGAGAAAUAUGCUGAACAAAAAUUGAAGGCAAUUGUUGGAUUCACACUGAUUGUUAAGGAAUUGAAGGGAAAGUUCAAACUCUCUCAAAACUUAUCAAAGGAAGAGAGAAUUUCAAUUAUUGAUGGAUUGAAUAGACAAGGAUAUGAUCUUGCAAUUGAUACUGGAAGGAACUUAUUCUAUUUGGAUCAAUUAACUAGAGUUAAUCAGAUUGGACAUUUCUCAGCAGACAAUGAUGAGGAUUUAUAUGAGGAGGAAUAUGAUGAAGAAACGGAUGAAAUUAUUCAAGUAUUGGUUAGGGAGAGAGAACCAGCUAGAGUUAUUAAUUAUAAACAAAUUAGAGAAAUGAUGGAGAAGUGUGAAUUGAGCAGAGUGUUUUUAAAAGUGGAAAACAAAUUGAUUCAAACAAUGGUGGAUGAAUUUUCAAAUUCUUAUCAUGUUAGGGAGUUGAUAAUUGAUUGUAGGAAUGUGGAUAUGUUUUCAGUGUUUGAUUUAAUUGUUCAUCAUUGUCCUUUCAUUGUGAAGGUGAGAAUUUUGGUGGAGACAUUAAGAACUGAUUGCGUUGUGAAACGAAUUUAUCAGCAAGACUCUUUAAAAGUUAAAUGUCCACUGAAACAAUUGAGAAUUAUAAAUCCACAAACGAAUAAUUUAACUGAUUCUACUAGGAGAGUAUUUGAUCAGUUGAUGGAAAAUUAUCUUCCCGAAAUGAGUGAUAUUGAGGAAAUUGCACUACCAUUUUGGACACCAUCCAUACUCGAUUCUAUAUCUUUGAAUUGUAGACAUGUGAAAAAGUUAAUUCUAUUAGGAGAGUUGGCUCCAGGUGAAUACAACCAAAGUUUUGAGAAUAUUUGUAACAAUAUAGAGGCAUUGGAAUCUUUUAUAAUUUCCAAAUCUGUAGUGAGGGGAUUUUAUGUGGAUAUUGGACAAGCUCAUUUCAUGAGAAUUCUAACCAAAUUUUCAAAAACCUUGAAAGAGUUUGUGAUGGGAACCAAUCUCUCAAGAUUUUCAUCACCUCGUCCUGAAGAAUCUGUUCAAUUUGAAGAGGAAUUGGCUGCAAACCUACCAACACAAUUGGAAACACUCAUCAUUGAAAAUAUUCCAGAUCACUAUUAUAAUUCCAGCACUCCUCUUGCAUUUAUUAACAUUCUUACUAGUUUAUUCAAUAGGAAUCAGACCAAUAAUUUUCAAUUCCAUUUCAAGAAUUUAAUAAUUGAUUUGAAUAAUUUUCAUUUGGAUAAUUUUAAUUCCAUCUCUAUGAGACAUGUUCAAAAUUUAUAUUUGAGAUUAUCCAACAGUGAGGAAAUUUUUUUGUAUUUAUCAAAGAGAGAAUAUGCUUCAAACAUUAAAACUCUGACACUGGAUUUGUUUCUCUCCACUAUAAGUGAAGCAUCAAACAUGUUGAGACAACCAUUCUUCUCUAAUGUAGAAAAUUUGAUACUUGUUAAUUAUGGAAAUUCCUUGACUGAUUUGACACCCCUGUCUAUUAUUCCAAAUAUAAGGAGUUUGAAAUUAAUGUCAUAUUUAAAUCAACCUUAUGAAUCACUCUACAGUGAAGAUAUACCUAUGAGGAACACAUUAUCUAAUCCAGGAACUUGUUUCAUAUAUUUUGAGAGUUUUGUCUCCUCUGACAAGAAAAUUUUCCAAAUUGGAAAGUUUUGA